AUGGAUGCGUCAAACCUUUCCAGUAACUGGAAGACACUACAAGCCACACUCAAGCAAAGCGGUGCAGCAUCAACAACAGCAAUUACGAAGCGGAAGAUUGCAGAUCGCGACUCAUCCGCGGCCCCGAAGAAGCGCAAAAUCGCCGACCAUCCCCACAAAGUAUCCUCGAAAACACAACCGAGCAAGACACCACUCAAGAAACGCAAGAUGGCAGACUGUUCUGCAACUGGUGGCACAGGGUCUUCUGAGCCCUCAGCAGCACGCAGAAGAUCCAGCACCAACACAUCUGCCGCUCCCGUGACGGUGUCGCGAAAUGCAAAGGUCAAUGAGGGACGCUCUGCCACUGCGGAGCUUGGAAAAUACAUUGCCAUGGACUGCGAAAUGGUGGGUGUGGGUCCCAACCCCGACAACGACUCCGUCCUUGCGCGCGUCAGUAUUGUCAACUUUAACGGCGAUCAAAUCUACGAUUCUUAUGUUCGACCAAAAGAAAUGGUCACCGAUUGGCGGACCCACGUCAGUGGUAUCGCGCCCAAGCACAUGGUUGAAGCUCGCACACUGGAGGAAGUACAAAAGGAAGUCGGCGAGAUCAUGAACGGACGAAUCCUGGUGGGCCACGCAUUGAGUAAUGAUUUGGACGCUCUGCUCCUCAGUCAUCCUAAACGCGACAUCCGCGAUACCAGCAAACACGCCGAAUACCGCAAGAUUGCAGGUGGAGGUUCCCCUCGGCUGAAGAUGCUUGCUGAGCACUUCUUGGGGUUGAAGAUCCAAGAUGGAGCUCACUCAUCUGUGGAGGAUGCCCGGGCUACCAUGGCGCUGUAUCGGCGGGAGAAAGAUGCGUUUGAAAAAGAGCAUCUGAAGAAGUGGCCCAUUCGCAAUGUGCCGGCGAGCUCAGGUGAUGGUGACCAGAAGAAGAAAAAGAAGAAGAAGAAGACUACGCGCAAGCGGUGA
Messenger RNA from Penicillium diatomitis, 948 nucleotides. It is a transcript of the gene rex4, whose product is annotated as putative 3'-5' exonuclease. Gene Ontology annotation, cellular component: nucleus. The record is from RefSeq and is a predicted model, not a curated record. Bases 1 to 948 code for a protein of 315 amino acids. The transcript is spliced from 2 exons. Gene Ontology annotation, molecular function: nucleic acid binding; 3'-5' exonuclease activity. Gene Ontology annotation, biological process: rRNA processing; ribosomal large subunit assembly. Lineage: Eukaryota; Fungi; Ascomycota; Eurotiomycetes; Eurotiales; Aspergillaceae.